AUGGCUGGAUUAGACUACCUUCUUUUUGAGGAGGCCGCAGGAUAUGCCAUUUUUAAAGUGACUAUACAACAAGAUGUUGUUGCUUCGAAAUCAAAAGAAGUGCAAGAAGCUUCGAAUGACUUGGCCAAGUUUUCCAAAAUGAUUGAGCUUGUAUCUUUUGCACCAUUCAAAGGUGCAGCACAAGCCUUGGAAAAUGCCAACGAUAUCUCUGAAGGUUUAGUAUCCGAAUACUUGAAAGAAGUUCUUCAACACAAUUUACCAAAAACCACCAAAAAGAUCAGUUUGGGUGUCUCGGACAAGAACUUGGGUCCUUCCAUCAAGGAAAUUUUCCCCAACGUUGAUGUCUUGUCUAAUGAAACAGUACAAGAUUUCCUUAGAGGUAUCAGAGUGUUUGGUCCUAAAUUAUUCAAGGACUUGCACGAUGGUGAUUUGGAAAGAGCACAAUUGGGUUUAGGUCACGCUUUUUCAAGAGCCAAGGUUAAGUUCUCCGUGCAGAAAAACGAUAACCAUAUUAUUCAAGCCAUUGCACUUUUGGACCAAUUGGACAAGGAUAUCAAUACUUUUUCAAUGAGAGUUAAGGAAUGGUACGGUUGGCACUUUCCUGAGUUGGCCAAGAUUGUGCCUGAUAACUACCAAUUUGCCAGAUUAGUAUUAUACAUCAAGGACAAGUCUAACCUCACAGAAGAAGAUCUCCAUGAUGUUGCAGCUAUUCUCAAUGAUGACUCUGGUGUUGCACAAAGAGUUAUUGACAAUGCCAAGAUCUCUAUGGGUCAAGAUGUUAGUGAACAAGAUAUGCAAAACGUUAUCACUUUUGCCCAAAGAGUUGUAAGCUUAACUGAAUACAGACAACAAUUGUACAAAUACCUCACAGACAAGAUGCACACCGUUGCACCAAAUUUGUCGACAUUGAUUGGAGAAGUUGUUGGUGCUAGAUUAAUUUCACAUGCCGGUUCAUUAACCAAUCUUUCCAAACAAGCCGCAUCUACUGUGCAGAUAUUGGGUGCUGAAAAAGCUUUGUUCAGGGCUUUGAAGACAAAGGGUAACACACCAAAAUACGGUUUGAUCUACCAUUCGUCAUUUAUUGGCAAAGCUGGUGCAAAGAAUAAGGGUAGAAUCUCGAGGUAUUUGGCCAACAAGUGUUCUAUUGCUUCCAGGAUAGAUAACUACAGUGACGAGCCAACCACUGCAUUUGGUGAAGUGUUGAAGAAACAAGUUGAGGACCGUUUGAAAUUCUACGACACUGGAUCAAAACCAAUGAAAAACUCAGAUGCUAUUAAGGCUGCUUUGGCAUUGAAUGCAUCCGAUUUAGUUGGUGAAGAUGCUGUGAUGGAAGACGCCGAGGCUGAGGUUGAGGAAUCAUCGAAGGAGAAGAAAGACAAGAAGGAGAAGAAGGAGAAGAAGGAAAAGAAGGAAAAGAAAGAGAAGAAAGACAAAAAAGAAAAGAAGGAGAAAAAGAGAAAGUCAGAUGACGGAGAAGAGAGCCCUAAGAAGAAGAAAAAGAAGACAAAGGAUUAG
Lodderomyces elongisporus is the source of this 1515-nucleotide messenger RNA. It is a transcript of the gene SIK1, whose product is annotated as snoRNP complex protein. Gene Ontology annotation, molecular function: snoRNA binding. Lineage: Eukaryota; Fungi; Ascomycota; Pichiomycetes; Serinales; Debaryomycetaceae. Bases 1 to 1515 code for a protein of 504 amino acids. The transcript has a single exon. Gene Ontology annotation, cellular component: box C/D methylation guide snoRNP complex; small-subunit processome. The record is from RefSeq and is a predicted model, not a curated record.